CUCAAGCAUGGUCCGCAUCACUGAGGAUCUUAUCCGGCGUCGCGCUGAGCACAACAACUGUGAGAUCUUCUCUCUGGAGGAGGUGUCACUGCAUCAGCAGGAUAUUGAGCGAAUAGAGCUCCUUGACAAGUGGUGCAGAGAUCUGAAAAUCCUCUACUUACAAAACAACCUCAUCCCUAAAAUAGAGAAUGUUGGAAGACUGAAGAAGCUGGAGUAUCUGAAUCUGGCCCUGAAUAACAUUGAAGUGAUUGAGAAUUUGGAAGGCUGUGAAAGUCUGAAGAAGCUGGACCUUACAGUGAACUUUGUGGGUCUGCUGAGUAGCGUGGAGUCCCUGAAACAUAACGUGCAUCUGCGGGAGCUCUACCUGGUGGGGAACCCCUGCACUGAGUUCCAAGGUUACAGGCAGUAUGUGCUGGCCUGUCUGCCUCAGCUACAGUGGUUGGACGGCACAGCAAUAGGGCGAGCGGAACGGAUACGGGCACUGCAGGACCUGGAUGGCCUGAGGAGGCGUGUCUUGCAACAGGAGACUGAGUAUUUGGAAAAGAGAGAAAAGCAGAAGAAGAAAGAGCAAAAAAAGACCACACACAGCAACCCCCAGGAUCUAGAUCAUAAAGAGCUCAGUAGCAACUUCUCAGACGAAGCCAUGGAGAACAGGUACCAAGAUUCUACUGCUGAGUCUGAGUACUCGCCAGAACAAGACCAAAACCUAGCCUUAAACUCACAUUCAGAAGAACAGGAGAGGGAAUUCUGGGAAAAACCUUGUGCCUUUACUCCAGAGUCAAGACUGGAGGCACAUCACUAUCUAGAGGAAAAGAAGAGAGCAAAAGAGAGACAGAGAGAGCCGAAGGGCAAAGCUAAGGCCCCCAGAACUCUGAUCACUGCUGAGGGAAAAGUUUUGAACGUUAAUGAGGCCAAACUGGACUUUAACCUCACUGAUGAUGAAGACAACAACUGUGUGCUUCUGGACUUGCAUGUGUACAGGCAUUUGGACACAUCCCUUCUAGAUGUGGAUGUUCAACCUACAUACGUUAGAGUGACUGUGAAAAGAAAGGUGUUCCAGUUGGUUUUGCCUGCUGAGGUGAAGCCUGACAGCAGUACAGCACAGAGAUCUCAAACCACCGGCCAUCUGCUUCUCACUAUGCCCAAGGCACAUGGAGAGAUAAAAGUAAAGAAGGCAGUCCUGAAACCAUCCCAUGUUAAGAAGAGCAACAAGAAUGCAGAGGAAAAGCCCAAGGUGAUGACUGGUUGUGAGAGAUUAGAGGUCGACCCCAGCAAAAUCUCUACUGUAGACCUGGCCAACAUUGUCCCUAAAGAAAACUACACUGCCCAGGGACCCCUGCCGUUCUCCUGGGGACUACAAGCUUGUGGAGCCCAAGAGAAGCCCGUUUCCAAGGAGUUUGUGGAUGACCCAGAAGUGCCCCCACUCAUCUGACACAAAUAAAAGGUAAUAGAUAAUGGAUGCGAGUGACUCUUGGUCCCCCUGACUCUGAUGAGGCAGUUUCAUCAUUGCAUCCAUCUUCUUUACACACCUAGGCUGAUUCAUCGAGGUCUUAUGUCACACUCAUGGAUACACACACAUCCUUCUGCUUCCUGUCACAUAUUCAAGCCACAAUAGUGUUUUUUUCAGCAUUUUUUGCAGUACUGUUCAAAAGUCAAAAAACAAUUUUCAGUCAAAACAGAUAUUAAGUGCAGGUUAUUCAUUUUUCAGUGUUGGAGAAAAAAAGCAGAAAACAAAUAUUUUAACAGAAAGAGGCCCCAGUGACUCCCCCAGGGACAUUUUUCAGUAUUUACUGUGUCCAUUGUUUGCCUUUAUUACAGCUUCCCUUUUUGGGAGAUUUGCUUUCAGUUUUUCAAAUAAAUCUGCAGGUCAUGUUUUUCCAGACCUCCGAAAUUCACUCUUUGGAAGUUGGUUGCAUUUACUGCUUC
This is a messenger RNA of Colossoma macropomum (tambaqui), 1926 nucleotides long. RefSeq names its product leucine rich repeat containing 6 (gene lrrc6). Gene Ontology annotation, molecular function: protein binding. Gene Ontology annotation, cellular component: cytoplasm. The transcript has 13 exons. The record is from RefSeq and is a predicted model, not a curated record. Gene Ontology annotation, biological process: outer dynein arm assembly. Lineage: Eukaryota; Metazoa; Chordata; Actinopteri; Characiformes; Serrasalmidae. Bases 8 to 1432 code for a protein of 474 amino acids.